Molecule: messenger RNA, 654 nt
Organism: Plenodomus lingam JN3
Lineage: Eukaryota; Fungi; Ascomycota; Dothideomycetes; Pleosporales; Leptosphaeriaceae
Source: RefSeq, a predicted model, not a curated record
AUGUUCAACCCUGCUGACCGCAUCUCAUACCUGUGCGCAUGGCUUGCCUUGGUUCCACAGGGUCUAUGCGUGGUGUACGCGACACUGAUAUGGUCUAAUCGCGAAAUCGAGAUCUUUCUUAUGUUCGCCGGCCAGAUGGCCUGUGAAGCGCUCAACUGGGUGUUGAAGCGGUACAUCAAGGAGGAACGACCACGAGAAAUGCAUGGAAAAGGCUAUGGGAUGCCCUCGUCACACGCACAGUUUGUGUCUUUCUUUUCCGUCACGCUUACGUUGUUCCUCCUCUUCCGACAUGUACCGCAUCCGACCGAAACCCAUACGCCCUUCACCUUUGGAGGCCGCGUCCUCCUUUCACUUGCUGCUCUAGCCUCUGCAGGAGCUGUUGCCACGAGUCGUAUAUAUUUGAGCUAUCACACGCCAAAGCAAGUGAUUGUGGGUUGUAUUGCUGGAGCUAGUUUUGCAUUGAUCUGGUUCGGCUUCACCACUGUCUUGAGAAAAACUGGAUGGAUUGAAUGGGCGUUGGAGACGUGGGUCUGUAGGGCUCUUCGUGUUCGCGACCUCGUGGUACAAGAGGACCUCGUCGAUUCCGGUUGGGCGCGUUGGGAAGACAGGAGAAGGCGCCAAAACUUCCGCGUCCAGGGCAACAAAAGCAAGUAA